Messenger RNA from Episyrphus balteatus (marmalade hoverfly), 573 nucleotides. RefSeq lists its product as uncharacterized. The transcript is spliced from 3 exons. Lineage: Eukaryota; Metazoa; Arthropoda; Insecta; Diptera; Syrphidae. Bases 1 to 573 code for a protein of 190 amino acids. The record is from RefSeq and is a predicted model, not a curated record.
AUGUAUCGAGGUCUGCAAUUUAUACUAUUCAACUAUUUUGUAUUAUGUAUCUGGUCUGUAAAAGUUAACAGUCAUAAAACGGAUUGGGAAUAUGUUUUACUGCGUUUUGAAUCUAACUCUACAAAUCCUGAUAUUGCCAAUUUUAAUGUACGUACACUACGAGUAAGUCGAGGACUUUACGCUAUCAAUGGAACCUUAUUUGUUGGUAAAGACCUGGACAAUACAUAUUCGGUUGAUUUCAGAGUAUACCGAAGUGCAUCGGGAAAUAGUGAUUUCAAAGCAACUGCUUACGAAAUUCCAACAACAACUUUUUACAAAUUUAUGACUUCGUUUUAUGUUAAAAUGGUGCAGAAAGAUUUGCAAAAUUGCUCCAAUCUACCUCAGCAUAAAGAUGAAUUCGAGGGACCUUUGACUGCAGGCGUUUAUGAAUGUAAGAAGUGCAUAGUAACAAAUGAUCGAAUGCCAGGACACGCUCAACCAGGAUUGUAUAAGUCAGUUAUUCACUUAUUCGGCGAUGAUAUUGAGCUGUGGCUUUCUUUAUAUUUUGAAGUUAGUACCAAAUCAUUUAUUUAA